Zea mays is the source of this 1425-nucleotide messenger RNA. RefSeq names its product anther-specific proline-rich protein APG. The record is from RefSeq and is marked validated. NCBI's taxonomy places the organism in Eukaryota, Viridiplantae, Streptophyta, Magnoliopsida, Poales, Poaceae. Gene Ontology annotation, molecular function: hydrolase activity, acting on ester bonds.
ACACAUUCAUCCAUUCAUCACCCAUCGUGUGCUUCAGCUACUACGCAUAGAUAUAAUUAAUUAAGCGCGGACGACGACGUACGUAACAGUAUGGCUGCUGCUGCUGCUACUGUCGUCACACCAUCCUCGCCUCGCUCCAUGGCUGUUGCCGCCGCCAUUAUUGCCUUCUUCUUCGCGGUGACCGCGGCGGCAGCGUCGCCGGUGCCCGCGAUCUACGUGCUCGGGGACUCCCUGGCGGACGUCGGGAACAACAACCACCUGGUGACGCUGCUCAAGGCCGACUUCCCGCACAACGGCAUCGACUACCCGGGCCAGAAGGCCACCGGCCGCUUCAGCAACGGCAAGAACUCCGUCGACUUCCUCGCCGAAAACCUGGGGCUGGCGACCUCGCCGCCGUACCUCGCCUUGUCGUCGAGCAGCAACCCCAACUACGCCAACGGUGUCAACUUCGCUUCCGGUGGCGCCGGAGUCUCCAACCUCACAAACAAGGACCAAUGUAUCAGCUUCGACAAGCAGAUCGACUACUUCGCGACGGUGUACGCGUCGCUGGUGCAGAGCCUGGGGCAGGCGCAGGCCACGGCUCACCUGGCCAAGUCCCUCUUCGCCAUCACCAUCGGCAGCAACGACAUCAUCCACUACGCCAAAUCCAACUCCGCCGCCAAUACCAAGCAGGCCAGUGCCAGUGGCGCCGCCGCCGACCCAUCGCAGCAGUUCGUGGACGCGCUGAUCCACAUGCUCACCGGGCAGCUGCAGCGCCUCUACGCCCUGGGCGCGCGCAAGGUGCUGUUCCUGGGCACGGGGCCCGUGGGGUGCUGCCCGUCGCUGCGGGAGCUCAGCCCCGCCAAGGACUGCAGCGCCGAGGCCAAUGGCAUCUCCGUGCGCUACAACGCCGCCGCGGCGUCCCUCCUCGGCGCCAUGGCCGCGCGCUACGCGGACAUGCACUACGCGCUCUUCGACUCCUCCGCCGCGCUGCUCCAGUACAUCGACCACCCUGCGGCGCACGGGUUCACCGAGGCCAAGGCCGCCUGCUGCGGGCUCGGGGACAUGAACGCCAAGAUCGGGUGCACCCCGCUAAGCUUCUACUGCGACAACAGGACCAGCCACGUCUUCUGGGACUUCUACCAUCCCACGGAGACCACCGCCCGGAUGCUCACCAGCACGGCGUUCGACGGCUCGGCGCCGCUCAUCUUCCCCAUGAACAUAAGGCAGCUCAGCGCCAUAUAGCUAGGCCACCAGAAUUAGAGUGGUGUCCUUCUACCUUGUAUAUGUUGUUGUGUAUCACAUAGUGGCCUUGGACGUAUGUACGUCGUCCUAGAAGAAAUCAAACGAUAUAGCAAACCUCAUAGAAACUUGCAUAUCUCCAAAGAAUGUAUGAAUUCUAGAUUCAUAUACAAAUUAACAAAUCUCAUAGAAGCUUGCAUUGGC